AUGGUCCUCACAUCCAACAAGCUCGCCCGCCGGGUCCUCCCCACGCUCCUUCUCGCGUCCUUCCUUCCCCUUGGCGCACACGCUCUCCCUGCUGGGACCCGUACGGCUACCAGUGCGGAAUCAACCCCAACUGUCCCCUACGCCAGCGACGAUCCGAACACAGUGCUGUGGAACGCGGAUUCGGACAUCGUGCCCGAAGGCAGAAGAGGCAAAUACGGCGCAAGUGUGCUGGGGCCUCAGAACAUCCCGAUCGCGUUGCAAAACCCGGACCUACUUGCGCCACCGACCACGGAUAGUGGCGAUGUCCCGAAUGCGAAGUGGCCGUUCGCUUUGAGCCACAAUCGCUUGCAGACUGGAGGAUGGGCGCGGCAACAGAACGGUAUGUGCAAUUUCAACAGUAUGCCGAUUGCCAAGGGACUAGCUGCUGUAGACAUGCGCCUCGAAGCGGGAGCGAUCAGGGAGCUGCACUGGCAUAACACCGCGGAGUGGGCCUACGUCCUGAAGGGUUCCGCGCAGGUCACGACCGUAACCGCUGAAGGCCAGAACUACAUCGGGACCGUGAAGAUGGGCUCGCUGUGGUACUUUCCGCCCGGCCAGCCCCAUUCCAUCCAGGCGACCGACGAUGACCCCGCGGGUUGUGAGUUCCUGUUGGUCUUCAACGAUGGGAGCUUCAGCGAGGAUUCGACGUUCCUGUUGACGGAUUGGCUUGCGCACGUACCGAAGGAGGUACUUGCGAAGAACUUCCACGUCGGUCAAUCAGCGUUCGAUCAUAUCCCGAGCGAGCAGUUAUAUAUCUUUCCUGGCACCGCUCCUUCCGACAGCCAGCAAGCGCCUGUGAGCCCGCAGGGAACCACAUCGGUCCCGUACACGUUCGACUUCGCCGACAUGGAACCUACGGCGUACGCAGGAGGUUCAGUGAAGAUCGCGGACUCGCGGAACUUCAAGGCGGCGAAGCAGAUCGCGGUCGCGGAGGUGAUGGUGGAGCCUGGUUCCAUGCGCGAGCUCCACUGGCACCCGUCGGACGAUGAGUGGACCUACUUCCUUGAGGGCGAAGCGCGCAUUACUUUAUUUGCGGCAAGCUCCAACGCAAGAACAUUUGAUUACCAGGCUGGUGAUGUUGCGUAUAUUCCCGCCUCUUACGGGCACUACGUCGAGAAUACUGGCAACACCACUCUGCGCUUUCUCGAGGUUCUGAAGACAGAUGUCUUCCAGGAUAUCAGCCUGAACCAGUGGCUCGCGCUAACGCCGCCGGAGCUUGUGAAGGCCCAUUUGCAGCUGUCGGACGAGACGAUAGGGCAGCUGAGCAAGACGAAGCCGGUGCUAGUUGCGCCCCAGUAG
Molecule: messenger RNA, 1338 nt
Organism: Trametes versicolor FP-101664 SS1
Lineage: Eukaryota; Fungi; Basidiomycota; Agaricomycetes; Polyporales; Polyporaceae
Product: oxalate decarboxylase
Exons: 12
Coding region: 1-1338 (445 amino acids)
Biological process (GO): oxalate metabolic process
Source: RefSeq, a predicted model, not a curated record